GAUCCGAUAAUGAUUCGAAUCGGGCUCAUGGUGAAAGGCCAGGUGUCCGCUUAAGGAUCACCGCCUCUGGCGUAGAAGAACCCCUCGCCGUCUUCCGCCACCGUUUGCCCUCUUUCGCUGCAACAAAGAUCCUUCUUUUCGAACCCUUGGCAAGCGACUGUUUGAGAUCGACAUGGUGGCAAGACCGGAGGAUGCGCCUCCCCUGGUCGGACGAGAGCCUUCCUUGUCCCAGAACACCACUUAGAGCAGAACAUGUAAGGAGGAAGCCAUGUAGCAACUUGCCAACUAUGACGAAGAAUUAUCAAAGAAACGAGAUGAUGUUGAAACAGCAGGAGAUGUUUUGUAUCGAUGCCAUUGAUGAGAAAGGGGGGCAGCCAUUUGAACAGCUUGAUAGUGUUGUAGCUUUCAACACCACACCUGGGGCUGGUACAGAAGUCGCUGCUGAUGGGAGUAACCUGGGAUUCAGAGUUUGUAUUUCCCAUGAAUAUCUAGCACAUACCCAUGGUUGCCUGGAGUUGAACUGUGGCUGUUUGCAGUCGACCAUAGCCAGCAGGGAUGCAUCUUAUCGACAUCAAGUCAACUUGGAUCGGGGCGGCCGCAAGUGGAAAUCAAACCAGGUCGAAGAAAGUGUGUUGAACUCAUUCGGAAUCUACUUGCAUCUAUCAAAAAAAUAUCAUGAUGAUAACAAGUGUAAAUAA
This is a messenger RNA of Musa acuminata subsp. malaccensis (wild Malaysian banana), 698 nucleotides long. Lineage: Eukaryota; Viridiplantae; Streptophyta; Magnoliopsida; Zingiberales; Musaceae. The record is from RefSeq and is a predicted model, not a curated record.